Molecule: messenger RNA, 993 nt
Organism: Prionailurus viverrinus (fishing cat)
Lineage: Eukaryota; Metazoa; Chordata; Mammalia; Carnivora; Felidae
Product: retinol dehydrogenase 12-like
Exons: 6
Coding region: 1-993 (330 amino acids)
Source: RefSeq, a predicted model, not a curated record
AUGUUGCAGUGGUCUCUACUCAGCACCCUUGUCUGGAGCCCUGGCUCCGUCCUGCUCAUUCUGGUCCUCCUGCAUAGACUAUGUAUGUGGCCUUGGCAUAAGUCUCAUCUUUGGGACCUCCAGCACUGCUCCACAGACUUGACUGGGAAGACAGCGGUGGUGACUGGAGCCAACAGUGGUAUUGGGAAGGCCGUGUCCCAGGAGCUGGCCCGCCGUGGGGCCCGGGUGAUCCUUGCCUGCCGUAACUGGGAGUGUGGGCAGCAAGCCCUGGCUGAGAUCCAAGUAGCCUCGAAGAACAACUGCCUCCUGCUUGGCCAGGUGGACUUGAGCUCUAUGGCCUCCAUCCGUAGCUUUUCCUGGUGGCUUCUGCAGGAGUGUCCUGAGAUACAUCUGCUGGUUAACAAUGCUGGAACCUGCGGACUUCCCAAGACACUUACCCAAGAGGGCCUUGAUCUCACCUUUGCCACCAACUAUGUUGGGCCCUUUCUGCUUACAAAUCUACUCCGAGGGGCCCUACAGCGGGCAGGGUCAGCCCGGGUGGUGAAUGUGUCUUCCUUUCGGCAUGCACAUGGGUAUGUUGAUGAGGAACAUCUGACAGGGGCUGGUAAACCCUUGAUCUUUAACCAGAAUUAUGACUGCAGCAAACUGCUCUUGACCUCCUUCACUGGGGAGCUUGCCCGGAGACUUCAAGGGACAGGUGUGACUGUGAACUCUGUGGAACCGGGUAUAGUGUACACAAGUAUCAUGAAGCAUUUUUCUUGGUCAUACCGCUUCCUCUUUUGGCUCUUCAGCUUCUUCUGUAAGGAUGUCAGACAAGGUGCAGUCCCAGUCCUCUACCUGAGCUUGGCAAAGGAGCUGGAUGGCAUUUCUGGAAAAUAUUUUAGCAGUUCCUGUAGGAUAAUUCUUCCCGCGAAAGCUGCUCAGGAUCCUCAAGUGGCCCAAAGGCUCUGGAAUGCCACGGUCCAGCUAACAAACCUGGACAAGAUGGACUGA